AGUGUUCUGCUAAAAAUGACGCUAGCGACACGGUGGCACCUACGGAAGAGAAGGAGAGGGGACUGAAAUGUACAUCUGGCAUUUAGUUGCACACUGUAUAAAGGACGUCUUAUACAUACAUUUACAUAUAUCGAGGGCCUUCAUGAAGAGCCCUAAGUUAUUAGCAUUAUUAUUAUGUCUGAGGGAGCAGCCCGGCGCUCGCUGUACACAUUCCGUCCAUUUAUUCCAUUCUGAAGCAGGAAUUCAGAUAGAAGACUUCAAAUAGAGAGAUAGAUUAGCUCAACCUGUCGAGGAUGUUUUCAUAAGACGUCGGCUUCUGUGAUUUUCACCCGGUCACAGAAGAUAGCUUUUUUUUUUGUAGAGAAACACUGUCAGGAUACGCCACACCAACGCAAUGUAUAAUACAGUUUGGACAAUGGAAAAAGCCGGUGAGGAAGCAGCUUGGAGGGACGUGAUGAUGCCCUACUCCACCGAGCUCAUCUUUUAUCUGGAAAUGGACCAACCGCCAGAGCUACAGUAGAGCUAAUGGACAGGGCCCCUCAAUGCAUUGGCACUUCCUCCAAAACCAGCAAAACCCCAGCAACCUUCCUUAGUUGGGGUGGGAGGUGCUAGCAGCAACGGCACCAAGGAUGGAGGAGUGGCAGGCUCACUGCAAGAGGCUGAAUGGUACUGGGGUGACAUAUCCAGGGAGGAGGUGAAUGACAAGCUCAGAGACAUGCAAGAUGGGACCUUCCUGGUUCGGGACGCUUCAACCAAGAUGCAAGGCGACUAUACACUUACGCUGAGGAAAGGAGGCAACAACAAGCUUAUAAAGAUCUACCACAGAGACGGAAAGUACGGAUUCUCAGACCCCCUUACAUUCAGCUCAGUGGUAGAGCUCAUCAGCCACUACAGACAUGAGUCUCUGGCUCAAUACAAUACGAAGCUGGAUGUCAAACUUAUGUACCCCAUCUCUCGGUUUCAGCAGGACCAACUGGUGAAGGAGGACAAUAUUGAUGCUGUGGGGAAGAAGUUGCAGGAAUACCACAAUCAAUACCAGGAGAAAAGCAAAGACUAUGACAGACUGUAUGAAGAAUACACCAAGACAUCACAGGAGAUCCAGAUGAAGCGUACGGCCAUCGAAGCUUUCAACGAGACGAUCAAGAUCUUUGAGGAGCAGUGCCACAUGCAGGAACGGUGCAGCAAGGACUACAUUGAGCGCUUCCAUCGUGAGGGUAAUGACAAGGAGAUUGAGCGGAUUAUGAUGAAUUAUGAAAAGCUCAAAUCACGUCUUGGCGAGAUUCAUGACAGCAAGGUGCGGCUGGAGCAGGACCUAAAGACGCAAGCGAUGGACAACCGUGAGACGGACAAAAAGAUGAACAGCCUGAAGCCUGAUCUCAUACAGCUUCGCAAGAUCAGGGAUCAGUAUCUAGUCUGGCUCAAUCACAAAGGAGUUCGCCAGAAACGAAUUAAUGACUGGCUGGGAAUCAAAAAUGAGAACACUGACCAAAGCUACUUUAUGAGUGAGGAGGAUGACAACUUGCCUCACUAUGAUGAGAAGAGCUGGUUCGUUGGGGAUCUAAACAGGACACAAGCAGAGGAGCUCCUCCUUGGAAAGCCUGACGGAGUGUUUCUAAUACGAGAAAGCAGCAAAAAGGGCUGCUAUGCCUGCUCCGUAGUUGUUGAAGGUGAGGUGAAGCACUGCGUCAUCUUCAGCACACCACGUGGCUUUGGCUUUGCUGAGCCCUACAACCUGUACAGCAGUCUGAAGGACCUUGUUCUUCACUAUCACCACACCUCCCUGGUGCAGCACAAUGACUCGCUCAAUGUGCGCCUCGCCUACCCAGUCCACGCACAGAUACCCUCAGGACGUAGAUGAACCGCAACCCACCAGUACUGGGAGAGUAAAGGAAGGCGGGGGGUGGGAUUGUUUAAAAUGCAAAACAACCCCAAACAUUGACAUGAUACAAGAUAGAUUUAAAUUUAACACUUGCUUCACACACGUCAGCCAGCUUGGAGUUAUAUAUUUUUACAUGAACAAUUUCAGAGGGCAUUCUUUCUAAAGACUGCUUGAUUUGCACAAGGAAGUUCUAAAUGUUUGUGAAUGUGAAAAGGAAGUGACCGCAGGAUGAAAGGAAAUGAAGUAGGAGACUUCAAAGUUUCAGGUUGACCCCGCUACUACCUAAAUCUUAGCUCAGACUUUUUACCAGAAACUCAAAACACCACAAGAAUGGUGAUGAAGACAAGAACAAAUCAUUCCCAUCUCAAAUCUUUUGGUUUGUUUCUGUCAUAUUCUUUUCUCAUUUUCACCUCAGAUAUUACAAUGUUUAUGUUUUGGAGUCAUUUUCAUGUUUCACACAUUUGCCUUUGUUUCUCUUAGACUUGCUUGUGGUAAUUACAAGAGGAGAUGACAAUGUCUUGUGUCUGUUUUUCGCCCGUCUCUGUACGUAAAUAUAAAAUAAUGUAGCAUUACGAGACAACACCUAAUGUUUAGGUGUUCUCUCAUGUAGACUGCUGCUUUGGGGCUUGAGGGGGUGUGGGAGUUGAAUGAGGGAGGGAGCACAUAAAUGACGCAAAGGUUGUGUAGUCUUAGGAACAGCAAAGGGGUUGCUUCGGUAACCCACUAACCAUGGAGUGUUUACAUUAUUUUUGCUUUUGCUGAAACAUAGUUUUGCUUUGUUUUUUUGCAUCUGUGCAUAUGGCAACAUCACAGAUCGAAACCAGAGACCAAAGUUGGUGGUGGGGGGUGGGGGGGACACACACAUGAAGGUAAUGUGCUUGUGCACCAAAUAGGCUUUUUUUGAAAACCAAAUGGUACAUAAACAAAACCACCAUGACUAUCUGUUAAUACAGAUGGUCAAUUAAGAAGCACUUAAAUGAGCUCCACUUGUUAACAGUUAAUGAACGGAAGAAUCAUUUGUCAGAAAAAUUUGGUUUUCUGAUGGGUGGUGGGUCAAAGCAGGCAUUUUGAUGAUUACACGUGAUUUGUAAAGUUUUGUGAAAUUUUUGCAAACCACUAACUAAUUAGAGAAAAGAAUCAUUUGGUGUAACUCUUGUCAGGAAGAAAAAGUAGGGCAGAAGGGGGCAUCUUUAAAAAUGUUCUUGAGAAAUAACAUGUAACCAAAAUGAUAAAAUGAUGUUCAACAGACUGCUGGCCACUCUGCUUCUCUGAGAUAGAUUUGGAUGAUAAGCUGCGGAAUUUCAGUUUGAUUGCUGAUAAUUUUCUCUUUUUAUUCAGUUGUUAACAUUUCUUACACAGUGCUUGACUUUAUAACCAGUGGAAGCAUUUUCUGUUUAAGACUUUGGAGCAUCACACAGUAAAAUAAUGAAUCCAAAAACUGAAAAGAACACCAUUUCUCUAUUGGCUGUUGGCGGGCAGGAGUAGGGGUUUAUGGCAAACAAAGGCAAAUGUUCAGUUAUCUCCCGAACUUCUAAAAAAUCAGAUACAGAGUGGUUUGCAUUGGUUUAUUAAAAAAAAACAAAAAUGAGACAAUGCUAGUUGUUGGGUCAAACAAAGCACCACCACCACUAUCCCAUCACCCGCCCUACCAGCCAUCGUCUGUGAUGUAUUGCCAAUUAGAUGAAUGGGCCACAAACAAUUGAUCAUGCCGACACUGUGAUAGAGCUUGAAGAAUGAAUUGUUAUGUUCUCAAUGAUUAUUCGCCAACUAUUUUGAUGAACUGUUCAUUGUUUUGAGUAAUUUUGCACGACAAAAUAGUCUAAAUAUGGUAAUUGCAACUUUAUAAAUGUGUUGUUUUUUAUAGUCUCUUUCCUCCUCAGUCAUGGUAUACUUAAUAUCUUUGGAUUUGGACACCUUCAAGGACGUCUUCUUGGGCUUUCACUUUUUUUUCCCUGAUAUUUAGAAAUGAAGUGAUCAAUUGAUUAAUAGAGGAAAUAAAUGACAGCCUGAUCAACAAUUAGAAUAGUUAGUUGCAGCACUACACUGUGGUUUGUUUAAAAGAGUGUCAGGUUUUAAGAAGACCUUCAUUGUUUGAGUAGCUGCAAAGGAAUCAUUGUAAGUGAAUGACAAAACGUUGGUUGUGCCAUGUGUUCAUCUAAAUCCAUCUCAAGGGUAUAGAUGAGAUGAGGUUUGUGUAGCUGAAAGCCAUUGAUUAUUAACUGUUUUCCUCCUCCGUCAUGCAAAUAUUCUUCAGUCGGUGUAACAAGACUGUAUUUACAGUCCACAAAAAUCAGUUGAAGCAUGCAGUACCGUCUGUGACUCUGUAGAUGUUUGUGCUGUUGAGGCUUCCAAUGCUGUUGUGAAUUUUGCAUAUUGUAGUUUUACAGCUACUCUCUAUGUUACAGAUUACACAUAGCAUUGACCCAAAGUUUCAGAGUAAAUUUGUUAGUAAGAUUUUAGCUUUUAGUUUUUUUUAGUUUUUUUUUUUUUUUGCAGAUAUCAAGUUCAGUGUUUCUGUCUAGUAUAUCACAUCAACACCUGUACACAAUCUAUUGUGGUUAUUGGUAAGAUCUUGGAAGAAUUAGCAGUUAUGCUGUUGUAGGUCAUCUGCAAAGCAUUUGCAGAUUUAACCUUUAUGUCAGACAUCCUUUAAAAUUAGCAUCUGAAUUGGGACUCAGCCUUUAAAAGUUCUGCAUCCUCUAUCUUACAUUGAGUUACAGGAAGUCUUUGUUUUUUGCGAAGGGCAGAAACACAGGUUUUAUCAAUGUAAUAUUGAAUGUUAAAAAAGGAUCACUACAGACACGCGAUAAUUGUAGCUCUCAAGGUGCUAUGAGAAAUGCAUGUUCAUUCAGUUCGUUUCAUUUCUCCAUAAAAAAAGUUGUGAUCAUUAACGCUCAGGUGUUUUUGAGUUUACCAUUUAAACUACCACACAACAUAGCCAGCAAUUUGAAACAAAAAAGGAAUUACAUCUGUUUUUUUUCUUGCAUUGAUACUUUAGUCAUUCCUAUUGAUUAAGCUAGAUCCCCAUGACUUGGACAUUUUUAGUGUGCUGACUUCAAGAGGCUUUGUCCUUCAUGACUUCUUAUAGUGUAGUCCCAGAAUUAUCAACAAGACAAUGUCUUUUUUUAAGCAGAGUUUUGUUUUUGGAUCAAAAAAUUCUCAAACUCUAUUACUUGAACUAUAUUGCAUUGCUCGCUGUUGAAUGUCUUUAUAUGAAAAUAUACAUUUAUUAAAGAAAACAACAAAAAACGAAGAGCUCACUGUUGUUUUAUGGUGAGCAGGGCCAAGGUUUUCAAAGUUUUAUGACAGAUGUACAGUACAGUAUUAGUUACAGGCAAAUGUAGAGCUACUUUAGGAGGGAAGUAGGUGCUUUUUGAAACUUUCUCAGAGAAAUGUUUGGAACUUCUCCACAGAGGGCUUAUCUUAAAUUGCACACAUUUAGCUGUGAUGUCUGCCUAUGCAUCUUAGGCACAUUCACAUGGAGAUGUCCAUAUCUAUCAUAUAUAUCUGCAUGUAUAAAGCUGAAAGGUUUGAAGGGUUCUUUUGAGUUAUAGUCUUUCAUUGAACGUUUUCACCCCCCAAAAGUAUUUUGGACCAAAGAUUUAAUUUUUUGUCUAUCUUUCAGUUGUUGAUCAGAAAAUGAUGUUUCAGUGGUGUUUUUUAAAUCUUCAUUGCCUUGAAAUUAGGAGAUAAAACCAUGUUGUAUAAAUGAGCAUCACAUAUAGAGGAUUCAUCUUUAAAAUCCUUGUUCAGUAUAUCCCAGUGGUAAAAUAUAUCAGAUUUAACUUGAUCCCAACUCUUCAGUUUGUGUGCCAGUGCCAUACAAUAUCUUCUGUUAAGGAUUUAUCAAUAAAAUGACCCUGAGUCCCAGCUUUGGUGCUAACACUACGUCAUAUACUUGCACAUGAUGACCAUUGCUAGAGUUCAGUGUAACUAUUCUUUUUCUCACUGAAAAAUGUCUUGCAGAAGUUUCAAACAUAAAAACAUACCUAGACUAGGUUUCCUUAAAUUGAUGAUGUAUUACACAUAUUUUAAAUGUAGUAUCCCGUGCACACAAGAAAAAAAGCCCCAAAAGCAAAGAGUAAAAAAUAAAAAAAAAACAUGAAUCUAUAAAUGUACUUUUACAGGACUUAAGGGGCUGGAGAGAAAUGAGAGAGAAAGAUAUUUUGUUUGAAAAAAAAAUAAGAUCAGCAAGGUUUGGGAUAGUCAAUAACUGUGCAGAAAAUGUGGAUAUAGUUUAUUGGAUUUUCAGGGCCACUGUGCAUUUUACAGCAGUUAGAGUUACACACGUGGACAAAAUUGUUGGUACCCCUCAGUUAAAGAAGGAAAAACCCACAAUUCUCACUGAAAUCACUUGAAACUCACAAAAGUAACAAUAAAUAAAAAUUUAUUGAAAAUUAAAUAAUCAAAAUCAGCCAUCACUUUUGAAUUGUUGAUUAACAUAAUUAUUUAAAAAAACAAACUAAUGAAAUAGGGCUGGACAAAAAUGAUGGUACCCAUAACUUAAUAUUUUGUUGCACAACCUUUUGAGGCAAUCACUGCAAUUAAACGAUUUCUGUAUUUGUCAAUGAGCGUUCUGCAGCUGUCAGGUAUUUUGGCCCACUCCUCAUGAGCAAACAGCUCCAGUUGUCUCAGGUUUGAUGGGUGUCUUCUCCAAAUGGCAUGUUUCAGCUCCUUCCACAUAUGUUCAAUGGGAUUCAGAUCUGGGCUCAUAGAAGGCCACUUUAGAAUAGUCCAACGCUUUUCUCUCAGCCAUUCUUGGGUGUUUUUGGCUGUGUGUUUUGGAUCGUUGUCCUGUUGGAAGACCCAUGACCUGCGACUGAGACCAAGCUUUCUGACACUAGGCAGCACAUUUCUCUCCAGAAUGCCUUGAUAGUCUUCAGAUUUCAUCGUACCUUGCACACUUUCAAGACACCCUGUGCCAGAUGCAGCAAAGCAGCCCUAAAACAUUACUGAGCCUCCUCCAUGUUUCACCGUAGGGACAGUGUUCUUUUCUUCGUAUGCUUGGUUUUUGAGUCUAUGAACAUAGAGUUGAUGUGCCUUACCAAAAAGCUCCAGUUUGGUCUCAUCUGUCCAAAGGACAUUCUCCCAGAAGCUUUGUGGCUUGUCAACAUGCAUUUUUGCAAAUUCCAGUCUGGCUUUUUUAUGAGUUUUUUUCAGCAGUGGUGUCCUCCUUGGUCGUCUCCCAUGAAGUCCACUUUGGCUCAAACAACGACGAAUGGUGCGAUCUGACACUGAUGUACCUUGGCCUUGGAGUUCACCUUUAAUUUCUUUGGAGGUUGCUCUGGGCUCUUUGGAUACAAUUCCAACGAUCCGUCUCUUCAAUUUGUCAUCAAUUUUCCUCUUGCGGCCACGUCCAGGGAGGUUGGCUACUGUCCCGUGGGUCUUGAACUUCUGAAUAAUAUGAGCCACUGUUGUCACAGGAACUUCAAGCUGUUUAGAGAUGGUCUUAUAGCCUUUACCUUUAAGAUGUUUGUCUAUAAUUUUUUUUCGGAUGUCCUGGGACAAUUCUCUCCUUCGCUUUCUGUUGUCCAUGUUCAGUGUGGUACACACCUUUUCACCAAACAGCAGGGUGACUACUUGUCUCCCUUUAAAUAGGCAGACUGACUGAUUAUGAGUUUGGAAACACCUGUGAUGUCAAUUAAAUGACACACCUGAGUUAAUCAUGUCACUCUGGUCAAAUAGUUUUCAAUCUUUUAUAGAGGUACCAUCAUUUUUGUCCAGGCCUGUUUCAUUAGUUUGUUUUUUUAAAUAAUUAUGUUAAUCAACAAUUCAAAAGUAAUGGCUGUUUUUGAUUAUUUAAUUUUUAAUAAAUUUUUAUUUAUUGUUACUUUUGUGAGUUUCAAGUGAUUUCAGUGAGAAUUGUGGGUUUUUCCUUCUUUAACUGAGGAGUACCAACAAUUUUGUCCACGUGUGUAAAUUUGACACCAAUUUGAUUAAUUAUCUGUCACUCCCUGUCAUCAUAUGAUUUGAUUUGAAUUAUGUAUAAUUAUGUGUAUAAAUCCCUGAUAUUAAGCCAUUUUUCAUUAAAUUUAAAUUUAACACAAGAAAUCUGAGAUUUCUACAGGGGUAUUUUAUGACUUACUCUGCCACAACACGUUUUGUCAGUCUGUGGUUUCGAUGGGAGGAUACUUUUUGGGGGGCAGGUCCAUUAAACCCACAGUGCAGUUGUUUCUGAAAGGGUGGGGUUUCCCUUGCAGCAGUUGAGUUGGGUUAAUGUGACAUACCAAAAAUCUUUCUACUGACUGUUUAGUUGAGUUUCAUUACAGACAACUCAAACUCAAAUAACACCAGGAAGCAAACUAAGAGUUGCCCCCCAUAAAAUAAAGUGAAAGUUUAAUUUGAACAAAGGUGCAGUCUCACUGAAAACCCUAGCUUUUGCUGUUGCUGUUUAUUACCUCCUCCAGGAGGUUAUGUAAUCAUCGGAGUUUGUUUGUCUGUUUGUCUGUUAACAGCAUUACUCAAAAAGUCAUGGACGGAUUUUCACCACAUUUUUACAGAAUGUCUGGAAGAGCAAAAGUAACAAUCGAUUAGAUUUUGGAGGUGAUCCGGAUCACCGUCUGGAUCCAGGAUUUUUUUGAAGGACUCUGUACAAUUGAGAGAUGGCCAAGUUAUGCUGUUAACAAACAGACAAACAGACAGACAGACAAACAGAUGGCCUGGCGGAGGUCUGCGCUCUCUGAGUGCUUUUCUAGUUCUGAAUGUUUAUACUUACCACCAUCCCAGGACUGUUAAAAUAGCAACUGUCUGUUGUUUCUCUUCUAUUAUUAUUACUACUACUUACUUUCAAGAAGUACUGCAAAGUUUUAUUUGCAGCCAGAUUUGUGAUUCUAACAGAAGUCGUGUUGUGUUCUUACCUCUGUUGAUCUGAUCACAGUAUCCAGCACAGCUUUCAAGGGUAUUUGAGGGUUUAUCUAUAUCUGUCUGUCUAUAUAUGUGUGUGUGUGUGUGUGUGUGUGUGUGUGUGUGUGUGUGUGUGUGUGCAUGUAUAUAUAUAUAUAUAUAUAUAUAUAUAUGUAUGUACACGUGUGUGUGUGUGUACACACACUUAAAUAUUUUAUUUUCAAUGUGUGUGUACCACCACCCUUAUUCCCUAUCCCUUUUUGACAUACAUACAGAUCCAGCAUGCAUGUUUGGUACUCUUGACUGUUGUUUUUUGUGUAUAAAAAAAGUAUUUAAAAAACAAUUGUUGUUUAUCUGUUCAUGGUUUACUCGGAUCUAAAUUCAAGAUAGCAAAUGUACCAUCACUCCAAACAACCAAAACAAGUUCUAGUCUUUUUUCUGUCAGUUGUAUCAUGCUAUAAAACCAUGGAAUACUGAGGAAGAGGAGCAGAAAUGUAUGCCUACUGUUGGCAGUAAGUUGUCUUGCAGCCACGUGCACAAAGCUUUUUAACUAUCCGCUCCCAGAUAGGACCAUUAAAUUAUUGUCUCUCGUUUACACCAGCCCAGAGUUCAAGUGAUGGCUUGCUUAUUAUUCAACAGCACGAAUUUCUGUUCACCUAAUUUAAUUCUGAUGUAAAAUUACUAUUCUCUAACAGAUUUAUUCAGAUAUUUGAUUAUUUGAAUUUGAUAGAAAUUUUUGGGUCGAUUGAUGUUGCAGUGGACACAACACACUGUUCAAAAUUUGAAAAACAAAAUUCAGACUGUAGCACUCUGAUUCACAUAUAUACAAAGAACCACUAUGACAAACACCUAUCCAGCUGUCAGACUGACAAAAACUAGUCUUUUUGUCAUUCAAGCUUGCUUCAGGUUCCUCUCGGUAUUCUCUCUUCGAAAUGGUUUCUCUGGUGGUUAAUCUAUCUCAGUACACAUUGCUUUGUCAAAUCAUUUGCAAUAGUUUGUUGAUUGUAGAUUCUUCUGUUUAUGAGGUUAAUCCAUGUACGUCUGUUUAUCAGUGAACGUUCACUAGAUCUUUUUGUCUUGCAGAAUAAAGACAAUAUUUUGUUCAAAUACAAAAA
Acanthochromis polyacanthus (spiny chromis) is the source of this 9837-nucleotide messenger RNA. It is a transcript of the gene pik3r3b, whose product is annotated as phosphoinositide-3-kinase, regulatory subunit 3b (gamma). NCBI's taxonomy places the organism in Eukaryota, Metazoa, Chordata, Actinopteri, Pomacentridae. Gene Ontology annotation, cellular component: phosphatidylinositol 3-kinase complex. Gene Ontology annotation, biological process: phosphatidylinositol phosphate biosynthetic process; insulin receptor signaling pathway. Bases 716 to 1858 code for a protein of 380 amino acids. Gene Ontology annotation, molecular function: 1-phosphatidylinositol-3-kinase regulator activity. The record is from RefSeq and is a predicted model, not a curated record. The transcript is spliced from 10 exons.